Messenger RNA from Phodopus roborovskii (desert hamster), 897 nucleotides. RefSeq names its product vomeronasal type-1 receptor 4-like. Gene Ontology annotation, biological process: G protein-coupled receptor signaling pathway. Gene Ontology annotation, molecular function: pheromone receptor activity. NCBI's taxonomy places the organism in Eukaryota, Metazoa, Chordata, Mammalia, Rodentia, Cricetidae. Bases 1 to 897 code for a protein of 298 amino acids. The record is from RefSeq and is a predicted model, not a curated record. The transcript has a single exon. Gene Ontology annotation, cellular component: membrane.
AUGGAUCUCAAGAAUCUGACAAUAGGAAUAGUAUUCCUACUUCAGAGCAUAGUUGGAAUAGUAGGAAAUUUCUCUCUUCUUUCCUGCUACCUCAUCCGUUACUACAAUAAACAGACAUUAAAGACCACGGAUUUGAUUCUUACACACAUGUUCAUAGCCAACAUCUUGAUCAUUCUAUCUAAAGGAUUUCUCCAUACAAUGAGAACUUUUGGGAUCAAAGGGUUCAUCAAUUAUUUUGGCUGUGAAUUUCUAUUGUAUAUUCAAAGACUUGGCAGGAGCAUGUCCAUUUGCACCACCUGCAUCUUGAGUGUUUUUCAAGCUAUCACAAUCAGCCCUGGGAACUCUUUCUGGUUGGCCCUUAAAGUCAAAGCUCCAAAGUAUAUUGUCCUGGUUACCUCCUUCUGCUGGAUUUUAUACUUGUCAGGAAAUAUAACUUUUCCUGUGUAUAUGUAUACCAAGGGGAACAGCAAUAGUCUGGCACAUGAGAGUGAUAAGAAAUACUGCUCCACUGCAGGUCAUGAUGCCCUUGGAAGUUCAUUAUAUACAGUGUUUUUUGUUCUACCUGAAAUUUUGCUUUCUGUCAUCAUUAUUUGGUCUAGCUGCUCCAUGGUUGUAAUUUUGUAUAGACACAACCAACGUGUUCAACAUAUCCGCAGCUCCAGUGUUUCCUUCAGAACAUCUACUGAGUACAGAGCCACCCACCGCAUACUGGCCUUUGUGUCAGUGUUUAUAGGUUUUCAUUCCCUCUCUUCCAUCUUACAAGGUUGCAUUGCUCUCAUACAAAGCCCUCAUUUGUUGCUGGUGAACAUUACUGCAAUCAUUUCAACAUGUUUUCCUUCUUUAGGGCCCUUCCUUAUGAGCCAUGACUACAAAUUUAAAAGAUUUUGCUUUUCCUGA